Eucalyptus grandis is the source of this 321-nucleotide messenger RNA. RefSeq names its product serine/threonine receptor-like kinase NFP. The coding region runs from base 1 to 321 and encodes 106 amino acids. NCBI's taxonomy places the organism in Eukaryota, Viridiplantae, Streptophyta, Magnoliopsida, Myrtales, Myrtaceae. The record is from RefSeq and is a predicted model, not a curated record. Gene Ontology annotation, biological process: protein phosphorylation. The transcript has a single exon. Gene Ontology annotation, molecular function: ATP binding; protein kinase activity.
AUGGACGUGUUCUCCUUCGGGGUCGUCAUGCUCGAGCUGGUCUCGAGGAGGGAGGCGACGGACGAGGAGGGGAGGGUGAUGUGGGCUACUGUGGUCGAGGCCUUCAAGGGGAGAAGCAACGAGGAGAUCGGGAGGCUCGAGAGGCUGAGGAAGUGGAUGGGCAAGGGCCUGGUGGCGGACUCGACAUGCUCAAUGGAGACCGUGGCGAGCGUGAUGAGCGUCGUGAUCUCGUGCCUGAACCGGGACCCUUUGAAGAGGCCGAGCAUGGUGGACAUUGUGUACGCCUUGUGCAAGAGCGACGACGUCUUUGAUAUCCCGUAG